AUGGGUGCUAAAAUGGUAAUCGGUAGUAAAGUAGUAAUCGGUGGUAAAAUAGUAAUCGAUAAUAAAGUAAUAAUCGGUAGUAAAAAAGUAAUCAGUAGUAAAGUAGUUAUUGUUAGUAAAGUAGUAAUCGGGAGUAAAAUAGUAAGCGGUAGUAAAGUAGUAAUCGUUACUAAAGUAGUAAUCGGUAGUAAAGUAGUAAUCGGGGGUAAAGUAGUAAUCGGCAGUAAAGUAGUAAUCGGUGGAAAAGUAGUAAUCGGUGGUAAAGUAGUUAUGGGUGGUAAAGUAGUAAUCGGUGGUAAAGUGGUAAUCGGUGGUAAAGUAGUAAUCGGUGGUAAAGUAGAAAUCGGUGGUAGAGUAGUAAUCGGUGGUAAAGUAGUAAUCGGUGGUAAAGUAGUAAUGGGUGGGAAAGUAGUAAACGGUAGUAAAAUAGUAAUGUGUGGUAAAGUAGUGUACCACGAGAGGUUCAUCAAACCGGCAGUAUGCAAAUAA
This is a messenger RNA of Teleopsis dalmanni, 489 nucleotides long. RefSeq names its product acyl-[acyl-carrier-protein]--UDP-N-acetylglucosamine O-acyltransferase-like. The record is from RefSeq and is a predicted model, not a curated record. The transcript has a single exon. Gene Ontology annotation, molecular function: transferase activity. NCBI's taxonomy places the organism in Eukaryota, Metazoa, Arthropoda, Insecta, Diptera, Diopsidae. Bases 1 to 489 code for a protein of 162 amino acids.